Messenger RNA from Trametes versicolor FP-101664 SS1, 1452 nucleotides. RefSeq names its product DUF1212-domain-containing protein. The record is from RefSeq and is a predicted model, not a curated record. Gene Ontology annotation, molecular function: transmembrane transporter activity. The coding region runs from base 1 to 1452 and encodes 483 amino acids. Lineage: Eukaryota; Fungi; Basidiomycota; Agaricomycetes; Polyporales; Polyporaceae. The transcript has 6 exons. Gene Ontology annotation, biological process: transmembrane transport.
AUGACUGACAAUCCCGCAGACUACGUUGCACGCCAGAAGUUCGUUCUCCGCCUCGCGAAGGCUCUCCUCUCCUUUGGCGCGCCCUCGCACCGAAUCGAGUCGCAGCUCGGCUCGGCGGGCGAGAUUCUCGACAUGCACGUCGCGUUCGUGCACCUCCCGGGCCUGAUCAUGGUCACCUUCCUCGACUCGGACACGCGCACGUCCGAGACGCACUUCGUGCGGGCGGGUGGGCGUGUUGCGCUCACCGCGCUGCACAGGGUGCACGCCGUGUACCGCGACGUGCUGCACGACAAGAUCGGCGCGACGGAGGGCUGCGAGCAGCUGAAGCGUAUCCUGCAGGCGCGCCCGCUGUACGACAUCUGGACGCGUUGUUUGCUCGCGUUCUUCUGCGCGUCGAUCAUCUGUGUGCUCUCGUUUGGAGGGUCGAUCGUGGACAUGUUCGUGAGCGGGUUGAGCGCAUCGGUGCUGCAGUACCUUGGCCUCAACGCGGCGGCGAAGAGCUCCAUCUAUGCCAACGUUUACGAGAUUUCGGUAUCUAUCGUCGUGUCUUUCAUCGCUCGACUCCUUGGGACCUUGCCGGGGAAUCUCUUCUGCUACAGUGCGAUCUCUUCGGCCGGAGUUGUCCUUAUCCUUCCUGGUUUCACUAUUCUAAUCUCCGCCCUUGAGCUGACUUCGAGGAACAUCCUCUGUGGUUCCGUGCGCAUGGUAUAUGCUAUCAUCUACACCCUGUUCCUUGGAUUUGGCCUCACGAUCGGAUCGGACUUUUACCUGCUCGUCAACCCUAAGGCGCGGCAACAUCUCGCGGCCACCGCCAUGCUGGACGCAGAGACCUUCCACGGUUUCAUCCUGAACAGUAACACUUCACUGCCCAUCUCGCAGCUCGGCGGCACUUUUACGUUCAUGGAGACGGCGGACUCGGGGACGAGCCACAUCAUCAAGGGAUGCUACCGCAACCCGUCCUGGCCGUGGUACCGCCAGCCGUUCCCAUGGUGGACGAUGCUCUUCCUGGUGCCGAUCUACUCGACGUGCUCGUCCGUCGCGAACCUGCAGUCGAUCCGGAGCGUGCAGCUGCCGAUCAUGGUCGCCUUCUCGUGCGCGGCCUUCGCGGCGAACAAGGGCGCGAACUACCUCAUCUCGGACCGCAGCGACAUCGUCUCCGCCUUCGGCGCGCUCGUCAUCGGCAUGUGCGGGAACAUCUACUCGCGCGUCGUCGGCGGCACCGCGUUCACCUCCAUGGUCACCGGCGUCCUGUUCUUGGUACCCUCAGCGAUUGGUAACGGCGGAGGGCUGAUUGCAAACUACAAGAGCUCCACGGCGCAGUAUUCGAGCAGUUUCGAGCUCGGCAUCCGCAUGAUCCAAGUCGCCAUCGGGGUCACCAUCGGGCUCUUCGUCUCGCAGAUCCUCGUGUACGCACUGGGGCGGCGCAAGAACGCGGCCCACUUCGCCUUCUAG